AUGCUCAAUGCUGCUCUGAAAGACGAAGUCGAGGCACUGACUUCGAUCUAUGAUUCUGAUGUCCUGACUGUCACUAGUGAUUCGAGCGCAAUCCUUGCACUUCCGACCAUCGCCUAUUCCUUUACUGUUCAAUUCCCAUCAGACUAUCCUGAUGUCCCUCCCCAGGUAACAGGCACGCAUCAUAUCGAUGCCUCUGCAAAGAAAGGAGAAGGCGACGGCGCUACGAGCAUUCUACAAAGCGUGCUAGGUCGUGUCUUCGUUCCAGGACAAGUCUGCUUGUUUGACCUUAUCGAAGAAGCCACUCCCGUGUUACAGCAGCAUCACGAGGCACAAAAUGGCACGUCUCAAGAUAGUGAGGAGUAUGGUUCGAGCGGCAGGUCAGAUACACCCAUGUCCUCUGUUGCUCCGACUGCAGGACGGGCACAGCUGACAGCCACAGCGAAUAUGCCACCACCGAAUUGGGUUAUGUCGGAGCCGUUAGUGGUCAACAAGUCUAGAUUCGUUGCGCGGUGCCUCCCAGUAACAUCUGUUAGUGAGGCAACAUCCUCUCUGUCACAUCUCAUAUCCACAAACAAGAAGGUCGCAGAUGCAACGCACAAUAUUACAGCCUGGCGAAUCAAGACUAUGCCCACCAAUACAGCACCAGAAAUUGUUGUGCAAGAUUGUGACGAUGAUGGCGAGACUGCGGCAGGUGGGCGCUUGUUGCAUCUUAUGCAACUCACAGAAGUGUGGAAUGUGAUUGUGAUCGUUACCAGGUGGUACGGCGGCGUGAAGCUAGGUGCUGAUCGUUUCAAGUGCAUCAACAAUGUUGCACGAGAAGCAUUGGUCAACGGUGACUUUAUCAAAGAAGGGAAAGACAGUAAGGCACCCAGCAAGAGAGGCAAGAGAUAG
This is a messenger RNA of Lithohypha guttulata, 891 nucleotides long. RefSeq lists its product as uncharacterized. The record is from RefSeq and is a predicted model, not a curated record. Gene Ontology annotation, cellular component: cytoplasm. Gene Ontology annotation, biological process: regulation of translational initiation; GCN2-mediated signaling. Lineage: Eukaryota; Fungi; Ascomycota; Eurotiomycetes; Chaetothyriales; Trichomeriaceae. The transcript has a single exon. Gene Ontology annotation, molecular function: protein binding. Bases 1 to 891 code for a protein of 296 amino acids.